AUGCAAAACAAAAGGUUUCUUCUAUCUGCUUUGUUAGCUUCUCAAACUAUCGCUACUGCAAUUGAUAGACCUUUCCAAGAGAGAGAUGUUGUCAAUGAAUGUUCCCAAAAUUGUACUACCCAUUUUACCACUGAAUGUACCACUGAUUACCACGUUGAGACUUUCUUAAGCACAUGGACUGGUUGUAAGAAAGAUAAAGAAGAGCCACAAUGUACGGUAAAAGGUGGUACUACUAUUUGUCGCCCAUGUAAUACUCUCACAAAGUCCAGUUACGUAACUGUCCGAGCAACCGCUACAAGGUGUACAGCUGAUCCUAUUUUAGUAUCAUGUUCUGAGAUUUGCCCACCACCACCACCUUCUUCUGAGGUUCCACCACCACCAUCUUCUUCUGAAGUUCCACCACCACCAUCUUCCUCAGAGAUCCCACCACCACCAUCUUCCUCUGAAGUUCCACCACCACCACCUUCCUCUGUGAUCCCACCACCACCAUCUUCCUCAAUGAUCCCACCACCACCAUCUUCUUCUGAGGUUCCACCACCACCAUCUUCAUCUGAAGUUCCACCACCACCACCUUCCUCAGUGAUCCCACCACCACCACCUUCCGUGACUCCUCCUGCUCCAAUCACUAAGACUACAGCUACCGUCAUCACCACGACAGAAACUACCACUGUAUGUGAACCAGACAAACCAUGUACACCAAUAGUCACCACACGUACAUUGACCAACAUUGAAACCUUAACAGUUACUGACACUGAAUGUACUACUAACCCACCAUACACAACUACUGUAGUUACUGAAUCUUCCACCAAGACAAAGAUCAUAUCUGAAUGUAUUACCACCGAAUGUAUCGAUGACCAUUGUGACCAUCAAACUACAUACGUCACCACUAUUACUUCAGUUGUCCCACCACCACCACCACCACCACCACAAGUUGAAACACAAGAGUGUGAAACUAUUACUUACAUUACCACUGAAGAUAACGAAAUCAAGACCAUCACCACUACAUCUACUAAAGGUGUUCAAACACAAGAUUGCGUAACAACUACUUACUUAUCUACUGAAGGUGAUAAAGUUGUUACCAUUGUCACAACUGUCCCAACUAAACCAACCAAGGAAACUGAAACUCCAGCUCCAACUCUAGCUCCAGCUCCAACUGAACCAACAAAAGAAACUCAUACCACUGUCAUUGAACAAGAAAAACCACAUCCAACAUCUGUAAUUAUUGAUAACGAACCAUCACAUACUGUUUCUGAAUUCGAAGGUUCUGCUCAUAUUAAGAGUGUCCCAUUCUUAGUCACUUUAUUAGGUUUACUUCCAUUCAUGAUUUAA
Messenger RNA from Naumovozyma dairenensis CBS 421, 1329 nucleotides. RefSeq lists its product as uncharacterized. Lineage: Eukaryota; Fungi; Ascomycota; Saccharomycetes; Saccharomycetales; Saccharomycetaceae. The transcript has a single exon. Gene Ontology annotation, molecular function: actin binding; microtubule binding. Gene Ontology annotation, biological process: actin filament polymerization. The coding region runs from base 1 to 1329 and encodes 442 amino acids. Gene Ontology annotation, cellular component: cytoplasm; actin filament. The record is from RefSeq and is a predicted model, not a curated record.